This is a messenger RNA of Gymnodraco acuticeps, 2461 nucleotides long. It is a transcript of the gene nabp1a, whose product is annotated as nucleic acid binding protein 1a. Gene Ontology annotation, biological process: mitotic cell cycle checkpoint signaling; response to ionizing radiation; double-strand break repair via homologous recombination. Lineage: Eukaryota; Metazoa; Chordata; Actinopteri; Perciformes; Bathydraconidae. The record is from RefSeq and is a predicted model, not a curated record. Bases 935 to 1573 code for a protein of 212 amino acids. The transcript has 6 exons. Gene Ontology annotation, molecular function: DNA binding. Gene Ontology annotation, cellular component: SOSS complex.
ACGCACAUUGACGUAGCUUUUGCGGCAUUGUUUGAAGCAGGGGAAGUCGUUUAGUUAACAACGUGUACAGAUUGUAGACAGUGUUUUCGGCUUUAGAGUCAAGGCAUACAUAACCAGGUCCUUGGAUAUAAGGGUCACAGUUUUAUAUUUACACACUAGUCUUUUUGUGAAUAACUUGGCCAGACCGCGCGCUAGCAAAGCUAAUAUACGGGUUUGUUCAUAAGAGGAAACACAAAGGAAAUGCGCUCGCUUUAACAACACUAUCGUAAACUUGAGUUGUCUUAAUGAUCGAGGAAGAUAAUUGUUACCUUCAAACAGCCUGCAACACGGACAAUAUCUCAAGCUCUGGUGUUACUUACAGACAGUUGAGGUAUCUCUGUUAAAACAGAAACAUCUCAGAUUUGAAAAACAAUAAUACAAUUUUUUCAGAAUUUGAUAUUUAGUCCAACUGCCUUACUAAAUCGUUAAGAUCUUAUUCGUGCUAUCGGUGAGUGAACAGCUGCUAUUAUGGGGAUAAUCGUAAAAAGAUAUAUGGACAGAGACGCGUACAGUGAAAUCAAAAGAAGGCAGCCAGCAAACUAGCUUGUUCAGCUAACGAUUAGCUAAGCUACUCGGUUCGCAAUUCGGCCACCUUGCUAGUGUGUAAGCUGUUUUGAAGAAAGCAGUCAAAAGUCACUGGUAUGUUUCAGCUAUAUCACCCAGUGUCGGUAUUUAUUGUGUUUGACUUGGACGACUACCGUAGAAGCCGGCCCCUGUGAUUAAACAUUUGCGCUAACGUUAGUGUUUGUAGUAGGGCGAAGUUAGCAUUUGGCUAAAGGCUAAUUUGUUAGCAACGCUCAAGCUAACGCUGUUCUGUUGUAGCUGCAAACAGUGAUCACUGAGUUGAAGUGAAAGUAAGGGGACGAGUAGUGUUUAUUUUUCCUCUUGAGAAACAAUGGCAACCGCAACAGGCGAGGCCGUGUUCUUGCUAAAGGAUGUGAAGCCCGGUUCAAAAAACUUGAACAUCGUUUUCAUCGUGUUGGAAAUAGGAAGAGUAACCAAAACGAAAGAUGGUCAUGAGGUGCGCUCGUGCAAGGUGGCAGACAAGAGCGGGAGCAUUGCUAUCUCUGUGUGGGACGAGCUGGGCAGCCUCAUCCAGCCGGGGGACAUCAUCAAGUUGACCAGAGGCUAUGCUUCCAUAUGGAAAGGCUGCCUGACAUUAUACACUGGAAGAGGAGGGGAUCUACAGAAGAUUGGAGAGUUCUGCAUGGUGUAUUCAGAAGUGCCUAACUUCAGUGAACCAAACCCAGAUCUGCUAAACCAAACAAACCAGCAAAACAAGUCUGGUAAACCAGACCAGAAUCAGAGGGGAAACUCUCCACCCAAUCAGAAUUCAGGUAAUGGAUCCUUGUCGUCGUUUAACAACAACAACCCAUCACCCGGUCCCCCCCGUGACCCUACGUACGGGGGCAUGGGGCGACCCAACGGUCGGUCACCUGGCAACGGAGCACCUCCAGCCACUGCAGCAGGACCCCCCACAAAGUCUUCAGUUACCAUUAGCAACGGCAGGGACCCACGGCGUGCCAAGAGAUGAGAUCGCGGUCGGGGGGGUCAUGUGGGAAAAAUAUGGACAUGCUCAUUUCCCCCUGCUUUUUUUUUUAAUAUAUAAACAUUUCUGCCCUUCCCAUCACAUCCCAUGUUGGCUUGCAAAACUAUGAAUUAUGGACAUGUCGUGAAGCCUUAGUGGUCGAGUGGUACUCAGCCUUCUUUACUUUUGGCAAAUUGCCACCCCCCCCAUACACUGUCCAAAACCCAUUUAUGUUCUUUCAAACUACACACCCUACUUGAACACUUGAUGCACUUUCUUCUCCUAAUUUAUGUUGGGGCAAACUUGGCUGUCAUUUAAAUCAGGAAACCCCAUUUCUGCUUUUUGGUGGAAAAGGCCUUAAGUUGGUGAAAAUGGACUGAAUGCACGAGCAAACUUCUUCAAAAGGGUCUCCUCCCUCUCAACAGAACUGUAUCUGAAGUGACUCUCAAAGGAAAGGUGUUAGUUUAGAAUUUUUAAUGAUAAGUAGGUAGACCGAUAUUAAACAGUUUUUCAUAGAUAACUUUUUUUUGCCAUUUAAUUGUACCGUAAUCAAGGUGGGACCAUUUAAAUAUGUUUCCGAAAAACAUUUUAUUAUAAUUCAGCCGCCACAUGUAGUCUGUGAAAUGCAUGUCGAGUUGAUUAUACUGCCCCUAAUGAAACAUGGCUAACAAACACAUUGUGACUGCAAGAGUACAUUUAGCUAUAAGUAUUUACUUGUGCCCCCCCACACACACGAACAGUAUAUAGCCCUCUGAGUGAGCUCGACACAUCUCACCAGCUUUUAGACCUCCAUGCUAUCGCUAACACAUUUUAAAGUAAGCCUACCAUUCAAUUCCAUGUGAUGUUUUGACUAUGGCACCAUCUAGUGGCUAUUAAAGUAAACUGCAUUUAUAA